AUGGCUGCAUCCAGUGCAAAUCCCGACGCAUCAAAGUCAAUAAGCCUCACUAGCUCGCCACAUUUCUUCUAUCUUAUGUCCGAGCCCUCCGCAAAAACAAGGGGGAAGGGUAACUACUGCGAUGAGCAACCUCCACAAUGUUCAAACUGCGCGCGGAGAGGAACUGCAUGCGACCUCGCACACCGUGCUUUAUCAGCUCCAUCAUCAUCAUCACCAUCAUCAUCAUCAUCAUCAUCAUCAUCAUCAUCAUCAUCAUCAUCAUCAACAACAACAACAACAACAACAAUAGUAGGAUCACCGUCGACAACUACUUCCUCUGCUCACUCGCGUUCUCCCACUCUCCCGCUCGUCGGGAUCCCCACUAGUGCGUCCAACAUCCCAACGAGCUCGGGUUUAGACGUAACUGACCUUGAACCCCUCCAUCACUACACAACCUUCACCUACAAGACCCUACCCUCAGGUGCGACCCAGGGCCAGCACGAAAUAUGGCAGAUGCAAGUAGUCCAGCUAGGAUUCCACCAUGAAUUCCUACUCCGUGGCAUCCUGGCGGCCUCCGCUUUACAUCUAUCCUACCUGCGACCCCAGCGACGGGAGUCAUUGGCUUUGCGUGCAUCCACCCAUCAAAGCAUGGCCGUGCAGUCUUUCCACAUUGCAUUGAACCGCGUCGACCCUUCAAACUGCGAAGCCAUCUUUGCAUUUUCCUGCAUCCUCGUCGCGCUUACCUUUGCCGCACCCAAGAGCCCAGGGCUGCAGGGCUUAGCCGCCCAGAAGGAGAUUCUGGACUGGUUCCACAUGGUUCGCGGCUGUAACUCCGUCCUGCAGACGCAGUGGGAGACUCUAUCACACAGCUUCCUCGCCCCGCUUCUGAACAAAGCUAUGACGCAGCAAACCGCACCCUCGCAUACGGUCACUGACUCACAUCGGGUUACCGACCUGCUACGGCUUUGCACCUCCGACAGCGUAGCGCAGGACAAAGAGACAGCCAACGCAUACGCGCUGGCAAUCCACGAGUUGCUCAAUGCAUACACGCAGGUAUCUGUGCUAGCAGGGCGCGGUCAGGACUUUGUGCCAGUUAUCUUCGUGUGGCCGAUAAUAAUUCCGCAGACAUAUCUGAUUCUCCUAGGCGAGCCCAAGCCGGAGGCGAUGGUCAUCCUGGCCCAUUAUUCGGCACUGCUGCAACAGGUGGAUGACCAGUGGUUCAUGAAAGGGUGGGCCCGAUAUUUAGUGAUGCAGAUUGCAACGGCGCUCGGGGAGGAAUGGCAGGCAUGGCUGACCUGGCCGAAAGAAGUGACGGGGGUUCAAGUUGCUCCGCCCCAGUGA
This is a messenger RNA of Paracoccidioides lutzii Pb01, 1320 nucleotides long. RefSeq names its product C6 zinc finger domain-containing protein. The record is from RefSeq and is a predicted model, not a curated record. Gene Ontology annotation, molecular function: zinc ion binding; DNA-binding transcription activator activity, RNA polymerase II-specific. Bases 1 to 1320 code for a protein of 439 amino acids. The transcript is spliced from 2 exons. Gene Ontology annotation, biological process: regulation of transcription by RNA polymerase II.